AUGAGCGAUCGCAGCAGCGGCCAAGAUCCUGAUCACAAGCCGAAUCCCGCGAACAAGGGUGAAAAGAAGCAGCCCAAGCCGAAGUCGGUUGUGCAGGAGGCUUGGACCCGCUUGAAAGCCGCAGCCGUGAAGCUUACCGAAGCUGAUGGUUUGGAGCUGAAACUGGGAAACCAAUUCGUGGAUGCUCUGAUGGCCGAUUCGGACCAGGUGAUCCAGACCUUGAAGGCCAGUUAUGCUGCUUUGAAGGAGUGCAUCUCUGGUGACCUGAACGACGACGCCAAGCUCAAAGCGACGACAGAUCUGACGAGUGCUAUCAAUGCAUUCGAUAGCAAAAUGAGGUCUGUGAAAAAGGCCAUGCCAUCGGAGCAGAAUCCCAAGCCCAAGGCCAAAGGAAAGGCUGCAAAGAAGUAG
Messenger RNA from Symbiodinium necroappetens, 411 nucleotides. NCBI's taxonomy places the organism in Eukaryota, Dinophyceae, Suessiales, Symbiodiniaceae. The record is from the annotation of a GenBank genome assembly.